CAUUUCUAUAGUGUUCAACAAUACAGCCGCCGACAGUAUGGCGGAAGAGAAACCGCCGCAGCUCAGCAUAGAGCCCGUAUCCAAGCCGCUUGAUCUGAUACCCGUCGUAAUCAAAGAAGCCGCUCUUGAUUCUCCCACAUUUCGCGCCACAGCUGUCCAUUACGGUGACCAAAUCGAACUGAUUGAACGAUGGCUCGAUGGCUUCAUCCGCGCCACCUCGAAGCUUGCCUCAGAAUGCAACACCAUGCAGAUGCUUGUAGAUACAUAUAUCCAGACAUCACACCCGCCACUGCAGCUCUCCGAAGCCGUCGUCGACCAUGACUACACCGUCCUGGCCCUUAAGCGCUUCGGCGAGGGCGCACGCGAGUUCUGGAAUAGCACACUGCGAAGCAUGAAGAAAGCAGAGACGGCCAUGUGCGAGCCACUGCGAGCUUUCCUUCAAAACGACCUGCGCGUGCUAAAGGAGGCGCGCAAGAACUUGGACCAAACACAACGAGCCUUUGACGGAGCCAUUGCACGUUAUGCGGGACAAGUCAAGACCAAGGAGCCGUCAUCGCUAAGGGAAGACGCCUUCCAACUGCACGAGGCGCGGCGGGCGUACCUCACAGCCAGCAUGAACUUCUGUGUCUUGGCCCCGCAAGUGCGCUUGACGUUGGACAAGCUUCUGGUCAAGGUCGUCCACGAGCAAUGGCGCGACAUGAAAAACGCCACAGACGCAUCAGGCAAGGGCUUCGCUGCGUGGACUUCGGAUGUAGAGCGUGUGCGCGGAUGGAGUAAGGAGAUGGAAAACGGCGAGCGCGUCUUUAAGAGAGAGCUCCAUCUAGCACGACAGCAGAUUGAGGGCGCCGCCGAAACCAGCGCACGACCAUCACGAGACCUAGACUCAUACGCUGCCUCCACGGUUCCCUAUCUCGGCACCGCGCCAUCGUCGGCGAAUCUGCAAUCCCCAGCGAAGCCAGAUUUUGGGAUUGAGAAGGCUGAGAAACAGGGCUGGCUCUUCCAGCGCACAAUCACAGGCAAGCCAGCGAGGACCUACUGGGUCAGGCGGUGGUUCUUCGUCAAAAAUGGUAUCUUCGGUUGGCUUACACAAGGCACUCGGUCUGGUGCAGUGGAAGAGUCUGAAAAGAUUGGAGUGUUGCUAUGCGGCAUCCGACCAGCGUUUGCAGAAGAGCGUCGCUUCUGCUUUGAGGUCAAGACCAAGGACACCACUAUCCUGCUCCAAGCCGAGACUCAGAAUGACAUCACCGAGUGGAUCUCUUCGUUUGAGGUUGCCAAACGCAAGGCCCUCGAAGACACAUCCAAAGACCUGUCAGGUGCUGGAUCUAUUGACGCUGCAUUUUCCAUUAGUCCUCCCAUUGCCCCUGAAUUCGCCGCCAAGACUUCAGAGGGAAACACUGACGACGUUGCGGGCACGGAUCGCCCAGACUCGCUGGGUUUGCCCGGUAAUGAUGGUCUUGCAGUACGCGGUAGUUUUGAUGUGCCAGCUCGGCGAGGCACUACAGUCGAAGGCGAUAGUAGCCGACGCGACCAUACUACGAGGAUCAUGGAGAAAUUAGACCUGACCCGCAAAUCAACUGUAAGCCCCCAGCUGAGUGGAAGCAACCCUUCUUCCGCCAGUGGAGGCAUCGCUUCUCUUAUUUCCGCGAGCCUUGCUUCAGCUAGUCAUAACAUGGUACAGGUCGGUCAAAUCGCUGCUCCCGCCCCUGGGCUCCCAGAUACUCGACUCGUCAUGGGCCAGACGCUUCCUUAUACCAGUCUUGCGCCUUCUACGCUGGCCAGCCCGCCUGCACCGACGAAUCUUAGUAAAGCUGCCGUUGCGGUAAGUGGUGAACGAGGUCUUGGUACUGGACGUUCGGGCAACAUGCCUGGUGGGCUCAUGGCCAACUUGUGGGGUUCCGUCAACUGGGGAUAUGUCAAUAUACUUGGACGCGAGGAGGACCUUAGUACUCGUGAUCGCAGCCAGUCCGGACCCCCAAGCCCUAUUAACCCCUCUCCAGUUGAAUGGCCAAACAAUGAGAAGGCCGAUGUAGCACCCAAACCCACCGUUCCAGCUGGUGCUGCACAUCGCAAGUCAGCCAGCAUGGGCGGACCUGUUCCAGCCAUUGUCAAGACGACACCCGAUGAAGAGGAUUUCCCCGCCGACUACCCUCUUGCUCUACGGAUGCAAGAUGCACAAUUCCGUAUAUUGUUUCCUACAGUACCACGAGCUGAGAAGGUGGUGCUGGUGUUCCGCGCUGUGUGGAAUCCUACAGAGCAGCAAGAAUUCCCAGGUCGUGUCUACGUCACAACCAAGGAUGUCUACUUUUAUAGUAAUCACUUGGGCCUCGUCCUUGUCACGGGGAUCAGCAUGGCUUCUAUCGAUGAGGUUACUGCGGCGCCCGGCAAAGACUGCGACUUCCUGUUUCUCCAUUUCAAGACUGGAUCUAGAGAUGACGGUGCAACCAGAAUUACUGUCAAGACCUUCCUCGAGCCUUUGAAGCUGCUUUUGCGUCGCAUGAAUUACCUAGUGCGUAAUACAUCCACCGCACAAACUCUUGAGGAAACAAUCAACAGGUUAAUCAGAUUCGAGGCGGAUGAUGGCCACCACUCCGCUGGUGAAGAUGGCUGGGAGGAGGUGUCACCAGACACGCCCAUGGACCCAGGAUAUGGCGGAAAGAACAUGAAGACCAGUCUGCGCAUCGAUGGUAAUUUGUUCGGGCCGUCAGGGGCCAGCGCCGCGAAGAACGCGGCCAAGUUCAAGUUGCCGUCUCAACCUGUAGUCUUCGCCCCCGCUGGGAUGACAGAAGUUGCGGUAGAGAAGGACUACGAAAUCAGUGCAAAAGCAAUGUUUCAUAUACUGUUUGGAGACAAGAGUGCAGUCUUCCAACUGCUGUACCGGGAACGAAGAGCAUCGCGUGUUGUCCAGGGCCCAUGGAUAACGAGCGAGAAGAACCUUCAGCGACGAGACUUUGAGUACGAAAUCCUGCAGCCCAGUAAGAACGGUGCUGUUGUAAUCAACGACUACCAAGUGAUCGAAGUCAUGAACGAUCACCUCUGUUACGUAGUCUCUGACCGGAAGACUCCUUGGUAUUUACCAGGUCAUGAGCGGUUUGUGCUUCUCAGCAAAAUCGUCAUUACACACGUCUCCAAAGCGCGCUGUAAGCUUGCUUUGCACACCAAGGUGGACUGGAAACGCAACCCUCGAUUUGCGAAGAAGUUAAUUGAGCGUCAAGCUCUGCAAGACAUGGAACUGGAGGCUCAAGACCUUGUUGAUGUAGUCAAUGACCAAGUUGCAAGGCUCGGUCAUAACAGAAGUACGAACAAGGUUACUGGCAUCUUUGGCCAGAUCGGUGUUCAGACUCAAGCUGUGCAAUUAGAUGCACAGGAUAUCCCACCUCCAAACCGACCGCGCAAGUUUAAACUGCGGCCACAGACAACAGCCUCGUUCAUCGCGCAGCUCAUCGGUAACAUCGUCAUCAGCGUGUUGUCAACAGUCAUGAGCUGGAUACUGGCCAUUGUCGCCGGGCUCGGAAAGGUCAUCUCAGCGCAUAGUCUGCUCUUUGGCCUUUUGCUAGUCAGCGGUGGAGCGAAUUUCUUUUACACCUCUAGAGACAGCUGGAGCUGGUGGAAUGAGCGUAACGCCGCCAACUAUCUGUCGCGGCUAGGCGUAGGCCCAUCGACUACAAUGACGCGUUCCAUAUACAUCCGCGACAUUGAAGAGUCGUUCCUUAAUACUAACACAAGCAUCGGGUUAUCAGUGCCUCUAUCUACCACUGAUAACAAAUGCCACCAAACAUUCACCACCCUCCUCAACGACCCAUCAUCGAUAAAUCCAUCACAAUCCUUCUUCAGCCCCUCCACGCAGAGCACGCGGCGCCUCCACCGCACACGACAGAACCUCGGCACUCAUCGCCACGACCUGCUCGUCGCGCUCCGUGUUGUCAACCGCAUCGAGAAGGAAGUCGUAGAAGCAGAGUACGAGAAUUGGUUACUUGAUGAGACGCACAAGUGCAGUAAAGUUGGGAAACUGCUCGAGACUGCGGCGAAAAAGGGAAAGGAGAAGCAUGUGGAGGAUUGGAAUAGGGACGUUGUAAUCAUUGCAUAG
Pyrenophora tritici-repentis Pt-1C-BFP is the source of this 4084-nucleotide messenger RNA. Its product is annotated as PH domain containing protein. The record is from RefSeq and is a predicted model, not a curated record. Gene Ontology annotation, cellular component: endoplasmic reticulum; plasma membrane; cytoplasm. Gene Ontology annotation, molecular function: protein binding. Lineage: Eukaryota; Fungi; Ascomycota; Dothideomycetes; Pleosporales; Pleosporaceae.